GUUUUUAUUAUCAUUGGGUAUUGGAUAAGUUCGGGAAAGAUGCUAAAAUUACAGAGUGGUGUUUUGAUGAUAUUUUGGAAGCAAGAAUUAAUGUGGAUAUUUACGUUCAACAAAAUCAGAAUCAAGAUGCUUUAAAUGAAUCACCCGAAAAUAAUUUCAAAGAUAUAAUUGAUGUUUUUAAUAAAUAUUCAGAUACUAAAAACUUUUUUAAACCUUCGCACUUGAAGAUUAUCAAACAAGCUACACAUGUCGAUAUAAUUGAUAGAUUAAAAAAUUGUUUAGGUGAAUUAGAAUCUGACGAUUAUUUAGAUGAAAUGAAUAUUUUAACAUCUACGAAUAAACGAAGGCGUGAUGAUCAAGAGUUAAAUGUUUGGUAUAACGAGAUAAAGAAAUUACAUGAUAGUUCUAUGUCAGAUGAAUUCAUUGAAUCUGUAGAAAGUUUUUUAGUUUGUGAGGUGGAUGAAAUUGAUAAUCAAAGAGAAUAUAAAAAACACAAGCUAUUAGCAUAG
Molecule: messenger RNA, 509 nt
Organism: Scutellospora calospora
Lineage: Eukaryota; Fungi; Glomeromycota; Glomeromycetes; Diversisporales; Gigasporaceae
Source: the annotation of a GenBank genome assembly